ACGUAACACUUGCUGAACUUAUCAUUCGUGCGCCCUAUCAACAGGUUAACUAACACCACGAUACCAGUAGUUGAUAGAUCUACCAGUGUUCAGUGUGGACGUUAAAUUCAACUUAUAACAGAUUUCUCCAUUACCAACGUAGAUAAGUCAAGCAUCAUGAACAUCACGAGCGCAAUAAGAGUAGUCGCUCUCUUUGUCUGUCUCAUAUUGUUUGUGGCCACUGUGACAUCGGCGCCCUCUUCUUAUGCUUCUGAGUACGACAGUGGUAUCAGGGAAUUGGUUGAGAUGCUGAUGCAAAGGGAACGCGAAAAUAGUCUGGAAGACAGCCGGCUUGGAUAUCACACAGUGUCCCGGAAAGCCGGACGAUCGCCUCAGCUUCGUCUACGGUUCGGCAAAAGGAUGGAUUCUCAAUUUCCGGGCCCAGCAGCUUACAUUUCCGCUCUCAACGACGUACCAGCCGAAAACUAAAUCAUGGACAAAUUCAAUUUUUUUUUAAUUUCUAACCAAUUUAGUUAUUUCAGCGAUAUGUCAGGCAUGUUUACAUUGAAAAUUUCAAUUUGUCACCUAGGCGUAUUUAGUUACGAAUCCCCUAUUUGUUUGUGACACAAGAACAGCGGGAUCAAAUUUUUACAAAGGGCAUAUUUUGCUUCGAACAACAUGAAAUUUUUGAUAGAAAUAUGCUUGAAAUAAAAUCCUGUUAUAUAUAUCUUAAAAAUAUUCUCUACAUUAUAGGAAAACCUGUCAAAUGUUUACUUGGAAUACACAAAUUGAAGAAACAAAGCAUAAUGGAUGACAGGGGAAUAAAUGUUAUAUUAUAAUAAUUAUCUAAAUAAAAUAUUCUCUAAUGGGUUUAACAGAUUUUAGUCCAAAAAAAAUGAAAUAAUGGUCAAGCACUUGUAUUAUUUGUAUAAGCUAUAAAUUAUAUAAAUGGUUCGUAUUAUUUUUGUUUUAGUAUAUAGUCAAUUAUUAUAUAUUGUCAAGAUUUAAUGUAUAAUAAAAAGUAACGGUCAUGAUAAAAUAAAAGUUAAUUUUUGUCACUAUAA
Molecule: messenger RNA, 1043 nt
Organism: Ceutorhynchus assimilis (cabbage seed weevil)
Lineage: Eukaryota; Metazoa; Arthropoda; Insecta; Coleoptera; Curculionidae
Source: the annotation of a GenBank genome assembly